UGCCUUGUGAUGUUGCUGAUGACAGGGACAAAACAACACUGGGGGAACAGCUCAUAUUAACGGCAAGCGUCGACCAUAAAAUAUAUUUUACCAGUGCCGGUUCCCUCAUGAUAAAAAAGGCCAACAACGGGAUGUAGCCGAUGAAAUGGAGUAUGAUGAGAGACUUGCACUUUUCCGCCAAACCCGCCUCAAUCCCUUUGAUCGAGGAGAGGAGGAAGAUGGUCCCCAAGGAGGAAAGACACCCCCACAGCACGAAUCAAGACCUGAGCUCUUCUCAGGGAGCAGAACCCACAGUUCAGAUCGGACCAUGGACCUCGGUCUAGCUGAGGACCACUUCUCGAGGCCUGUGGGUUCCUUUGUGGCAUCUGACAUUGAACAGCUGAAAAUGGCCAUAGAGGAGUGUAAGAAGCUGAUCUUGGAGCUGCCAGAACAUUCGGAGAGACAGAAGGACACUGUGGUGAAACUCAUACACCUUCGUCUCAAACUGCAGGAGCUCAAGGACCCUGAGGAGGAUGAGCCUAAUCUGAGAAUCCUGCUGGAGCACCGCUUCUCUAAGGAAAAGAGCAAAAGCGUGAAACAGACCUGUGACAAGUGUAGCACUAUCAUCUGGGGCCUUAUCCAGACUUGGUAUACCUGCACAGGUUGCUAUUACCGUUGUCAUAGUAAGUGUAUGAACCUGAUCACUAAGCCCUGUGUGAGGUCAAAGGUCAGCCACCAGUCGGAAUACGAGCUCAGCAUCUGCCCAGAAAUAGGACUAGACCGGCAAGACUACCGUUGUGCAGAAUGUCGCACACCUAUUUCACUGAGGGGUGUGCCAAGCGAGGCCAGACAGUGUGACUAUACAGGCCAGUAUUACUGCAGCACAUGCCACUGGAAUGACACUGCCAUCAUCCCAGCUCGUGUCAUCCACAACUGGGAGUUUGAACCACGCAAGGUUUGUCGCUCCUCGUUGCGUUACCUGGCUCUGAUGAUGUCACGUCCUGUGCUGAAGCUGAAAGAAAUCAACCCGCUGCUAUUUAACUUUGUAGAGGAACUAGUGGAGAUCAGGAAACUUCGUCAAGAUAUUCUGUUGAUGAAACCCUAUUUUAUUACCUGUAAAGAAGCAAUGGAGGCUCGGCUACUACUACAGCUACAAGAUCGGCAGCACUUUGUGGAGAAUGAUGACAUGUACUCACUACAGGAUUUGAUUGACAUCUCCAGUGGCAGACUCAGCUGCUCCCUUACAGAGAUCCACACUACAUUUGCUAAACACAUCAAACUAGACUGUGAGCGUUGUCAGGCCAAAGGAUUUGUGUGUGAGCUGUGUAAGGAGGGCGACAUCCUGUUCCCUUUUGACAGUCACACCUCAGUCUGCCACGACUGCUCUGCUGUCUUCCACAGAGAUUGUUAUUAUGACAACUCCACCACUUGUCCACGAUGUGCCCGAAUGACUGAACGCAAGCAGGAUGAGGUAUCAGAUGUGAAAGAUGCGUAAACUCUGGAGGGGACCGCCUGAUGUUACUGGAUGUUGCACUUUUCCUCAUGUUGUAUUCUACUCGAUCAUCAAAGUCUGAUAGAAGACUAGCUUUUUGUCCUUGUCUUUGGUUUGUUUUGUGCAUAUGUUUAUACUGUAGUGUCUUUAUCUUCCUGUGCACUACCUUAUGAAGCAGGGUACUUAGAAACCCAUCUGGAAAUUAAUAUAUAUAUAUUUUUUUUAUCAAACUUUUUAAUUCACACUAAAAUCGGAUGUACUGAACACUGUCUGGUGUGCUUGUGUGAGGUCUUCACGUUAGAGUGUGUGCCUGCUUGUAUAAAUGUACAAAAUAAAUGCCCUACAGAGAAAACCUAUCCUGUAAGUAGGCGAUUAUGCAUGCAGGAGUUGUUAUAUUAUUCGUUACAAGCCUCGACUGCGUUAAGCUAUACUGCCGACUCUGCUGAAUACUAAACAUUAAGGUUGCCAUAUACGACUGGUUUUGAAUUUUAAGGAUUGUACUCCAGCUCUCAAAGAUGAAAUUGCAAAUUUAUAUUAACCAGAAAUUUGCCUUUAUUUAAAAACAAACCCUAUUAACAUGUUUGAAAGUUAAGUGAAUAACCUUGUACUGAGUGGUCAUUUUCCAAGUUUAUUAGGUCAAAUAAGUUAGUAUUACACAGCUACAAAUGCACAGUGUUUAAUUAGGUCACAAUAAGAAAUGGGUUAAAUCUGGUAGACUGUGUUAUUGUAACAUCACAACUUUUUUUCCCUUUGUCACACAUUCCAUCAUCAGUUCCUUCAGCUGUGUUUCAUGCCUGUUUUCCUUUCACAGUCUGUUGAUCUGUUUAACAUUUCAUAUGGUCUUAAAAAUAUUUCCAGGCCUUAAAGCAAUAUUUCUUUUUUAGCAUCCUCUUUGCACCUUACCACACAGUGUAUGCCUGUUCUGAGUUUGUUCAUUUUUCAAUUAGCCACCCUGGAUACUGAAAAAAAAAUCCAUGGCUUGUAGUUGUUUGGAAAGAAUGUUAAUUUAUAAACAAUAAUUAAAAUUAUAAUUUGAGAUAUAAAUACCUAUAUUGGCAACAGAUGUAUAAUCAAAGCAUGCAUUACCAGUACAUUUCCCUGUAAGGAGCUUCAUUUAACUGAUAAAGAAAAAGAAAUAUGGGAGUUAAAUAUGCUAUCCUAUUAUUCAAAACUGUGAACCCAUUUCAGUCAGUUUGGUCUGUGUUUAAUCUGGUUCAGUUUAGUGCACUGUGUAGUACAUAGAUGUGAGUACUCAUGAACAUUUUGUGCCUAAGAUUGUCAGGUAACAUACAGCUGUUAUCCAAACAUCUUAAUACACUUACCCAUCAUGUUAAUGGUUUUCAGUCUUAAAAGUACCGAUAGCACAUUUUGUCCAGAGAUGACAAAGAUGUUUAGUGACACCUUUGGUAAUGUUUAAAUGUUGACCUAAAGUAUUUGUUUUAAAAUAAUGAGUUUUGGCUGUGUUAUCUUUCAGCAUGAUGUACUGUUUUUUUUUUCAGACUAAUGGACAUACAUGGUGUUGAUAAAAGCCAUGCCCUGUUGUAAAGUCAUGUGAAUUAGAGCAUGAAUAAAGUAAUGAAGUACAUAAA
This is a messenger RNA of Lates calcarifer (barramundi perch), 3060 nucleotides long. It is a transcript of the gene def8, whose product is annotated as differentially expressed in FDCP 8 homolog. The coding region runs from base 146 to 1474 and encodes 442 amino acids. The transcript is spliced from 12 exons. The record is from RefSeq and is a predicted model, not a curated record. NCBI's taxonomy places the organism in Eukaryota, Metazoa, Chordata, Actinopteri, Centropomidae.